CUUACAAAGCUGUGACGUCACGAAUAUCCGUCACAUCUUUGUCAGUGAACAAAAUGGCAACCUACUGUCUCACAGUCGCCCGGCUCCAGCUGGCUCUGGGCCAUGGUGCACGGCGCCUGCAUGUAUCAGCUGCCUACAGAGCCAAGGCCAAAGUGUCUAUGAGUCGCUUUGAGCCCACAUCCUACGUCAACUAUGAGAAGCUCCAAUCAAACAUUGACAUUGUGCGAAAAAGACUCAACCGUCCUCUCACCCUUUCGGAGAAGAUCGUGUAUGGCCACCUGGAUGACCCCCACAAUCAGGAUAUCGAUCGCGGUCGCACCUACCUGCGUCUGCGUCCUGACCGCGUUGCCAUGCAGGACGCCACAGCCCAGAUGGCAAUGCUCCAGUUCAUCAGCAGCGGCCUGCCGAAGGUGGCCGUGCCCUCCACCAUCCACUGUGAUCACUUGAUCGAAGCUCAGAUCGGUGGAGAAAAGGAUCUGGCCAGAGCAAAGGAAAUUAACCUGGAGGUCUACAACUUCCUGGCCAGUGCUGGUGCAAAAUAUGGAGUUGGUUUCUGGAAACCAGGCUCUGGAAUCAUCCAUCAGAUCAUCCUAGAGAACUACGCCUACCCAGGAGUGAUGCUGAUUGGUACAGAUUCCCACACACCAAACGGUGGUGGCCUUGGUGCCAUUUGCAUCGGAGUUGGAGGAGCAGACGCAGUCGAUGUCAUGGCAGGAAUCCCCUGGGAGCUUAAGUGCCCAAAGGUGAUUGGUGUGAGGCUGACAGGCACCCUCUCAGGGUGGACGUCCCCUAAAGACAUCAUCCUGAAGGUGGCAGGCAUCCUGACAGUGAAAGGCGGCACUGGAGCCAUUGUGGAAUACCACGGACCAGGAGUGGACUCCAUUUCUUGCACAGGAAUGGCCACCAUUUGCAACAUGGGUGCAGAGAUUGGAGCUACCACCUCUGUGUUCCCCUACAACCACCGCAUGAGGACCUACCUGGAGAAGACAGGACGUGGACAGAUCGCUGCCUUGGCUGAUGAGUACUCUGACCUGUUGGUACCAGACGAAGGCUGCGAGUACGACCAGAUCAUCGAGCUCAAUCUAGAUGAGCUGAAGCCACACAUUAACGGACCCUUCACCCCAGACCUGGCCCACCCAGUGUCUGACGUGGGUGCUACUGCUGAGAAGAACGGCUGGCCACUGGAGGUGAAAGUUGGUCUGAUUGGCAGCUGUACCAACUCCAGCUAUGAGGACAUGGGCCGUGCUGCCUCUGUGGCUAAGCAGGCUCUGGAUAAAGGCCUGAAGUGCAAAGCUCAGUUCACAGUCACCCCUGGCUCUGAGCAGAUUCGUGCCACCAUCGAAAGAGACGGAUAUUCAAAGAUCCUCAAUGAUGUUGGAGGUGUGGUCCUGGCUAAUGCAUGUGGACCCUGCAUUGGACAGUGGGACAGGCGUGAUGUGAAGAAGGGAGAGAAGAACACAAUCGUCACUUCCUUCAACAGAAACUUCACAGCCAGGAAUGAUGCUAACCCUGCAACACAUGCCUUUGUGACCUCCCCAGAGAUUGUCACUGCCCUCGCCAUCGCUGGAACGUUGAGCUUCAACCCAGAGACUGAUUACCUUACAGCCCCAAAUGGAGAGAAGUUUAAGCUGGACCCCCCCAAUGGAGAUGAACUGCCUUCCAGGGAUUUCGACCCAGGUCAGGACACCUACCAGCACCCACCCUCUGAGGGCCAGGGCCUGAAGGUGGAUGUCAGCCCUGAGAGCAACCGCCUCCAGCUGCUGGAGCCUUUUGACAAAUGGAGUGGCAGUGAUCUGGAAGACAUGAAAGUCCUCAUUAAGGUGAAGGGCAAAUGCACCACAGACCACAUCAGUGCAGCCGGACCUUGGCUGAAAUUCCGUGGCCACUUGGACAACAUCUCCAACAACAUGCUGAUCGGUGCAGUGAACAGCGAGAACGACGCAAUCAACAAGAUCAAGAACCACCUGACAGGAGAGUAUGGAGGAGUCCCUGAUGUGGCUCGUCACUACAAGGCUAAUGGUGUGUCCUGGGUAGUCGUGGGAGACGACAAUUAUGGUGAGGGCUCCAGCAGAGAGCACGCUGCCUUGGAGCCUAGACAUCUGGGAGGAAGAGCCAUCAUUGUCAAGAGCUUUGCCAGAAUUCACGAGACUAACCUGAAGAAGCAGGGACUGCUGCCUCUGACCUUUAGCGUCCCAUCAGAUUAUGACAAGAUCCGCCCUGAUGACAAGAUCUCCAUUAGAGGACUCAAAACCUUUGCUCCAGGAAAGCCUCUUACUGCUGUCGUGAAGCACAGCGACGGCAGCGAGGAGACCCUGGAAUUGAACCACAGCUUCAAUGAGACACAGAUCGAAUGGUUCAAAGCCGGCUCUGCCCUCAACAGGAUGAAGGAGCUGCAGCAUUGAAUGAGAGAAAAUGCUGAGGAGGUGUAUUUUCAGAGGGAAACAGGGUGGUGAGGAUUGUGAGGGAAGAAAAGGGAGGAAGAAUGUCAGUGCUAUUGAUGAUUGCUCCAUCAUCUGCAUUUGCUCACACCUGGACUGAAAAUAGUGUAACUUAGAGUUGUCUGUAAACAUCAGGUAAAGCAAAAAGCUCAUGCUGAUGAUGGAACAAUAAGGACUGGAGGGUCAGAUAGUUCUUAUACAUUCAUUUGUCAGUGCAUAGCAAUCUUGAUGGUACUAAUCACUGCUAUGUUUCAUUACCAAACUGCUAAAACUGGUUAGAAUUCAGAGUCUGUUGUAGAAACAAUGGGGAGACACUCAGCUUUGACCCAAGCAGUUACAUAACACCCUGCCAGCUGAUGCUUGUGAUUUUGCAGCUGUUCAAACAACUCAGCUCACACACUGAUCCCUCUCACGGUGAUGUUUUUGUUUUGUGUUGCUCACUGCAUGGCAAUAACAAGCUUUAUUCAAUCGUUGUCAUUCAGCCUGCCCCAACUGUUUUUACACUCCACCCUGAAAAGGUGAGCCUGCUGUUGGCUACACCUCUGGGCCCACUUGUUGUGUAGCGUCGCUGGUGUUGAACUGCUCGAUGGAUCCAAAAGACACAUGUGUAGGGCAAAAAUAACUUCUGUCUCCUAAUAUUGUUGCAACCAACCCGUUUGCCUCUUAGUGGCCAUGAUGAGGGGCUCUGCUUAUGAUCUCCAAACGCACAAUUUAAAAGCAGCACCAUGAUGGCAAAGCUGGUCCUAUGAAUUGUCUAAAGGCAUUCUGGGAAAUGUGGGGAGGCAUGUUUAGAUUAGAUGGAUCCAACAUUAAUAACUUAGCUGAAAUAGCAUUGAACAUCAUGCAGUUUGCUGCAUAUUUUAACAUUUAGAGCACUAAGGAGUCAGUUUUUGUAUUUAUCUUUUAGAAAUGUGAGUUUUUAUCCAUUUCAGUUUUACAAAAGGAUUCAGAGAACCUCUGUAGACAUUUCUGAGUAUACAAACCAACUUAUAAGCUUCCUAUACUGUGUAUGACCCUCUUCUUCCCUAACACUGUCACUUCCACCAUCCCUCACAUAACAAUCCUACCCUCUUAAGGUCAAAAAAACAUGCUAUUGUUUGCCGAUUGUUUAUUUAUUUAUACUUUUUCUCUGUAAGGGGUUCACAUCUGGCGUGGCUUUGUUAAAAUCAUUUUUCUUCUCAAACAGGGUAACUUGUUUUCUCCUCCAUCCCAUUUUUUCAGUGCCCUAACAAGUGACUUUAACCCUCAAGAAAAGAAAAGUAGAUUUUAACCCCAAGACAGUAACAAUGCAAGUACCUCCUGAAACCCCCAUAUUACAAUAACAGCUGCUUUCAGUCCUUAAUGGAUGUAAUUAAAUGGAAUUCACUCCAAAUCCUCAAAAUGAGGCUUUUUAACAUCAGAUCAGGAAGAGAUAUUUUUGUCCUCAUCUUUCCCUUCGCUGCUCCAGCCAAGUCAAACAUAACGCAGCUGUGAAGAAGAAAUCAGUAACAUAAAGUGAAGUCAUACCACUCUAUCUCUAAUAAACAGUAUGUAAAGUGUCUGAUUCUAUGUACAUUUAAGUGUUGUUUCUUUUCUCCCAGAUGAUCUUUUCUGUAUUACAGAGAUGCCAAUGGGUUGUAAAAUAAAAAAUCACAGAUCUCAUAUA
Cheilinus undulatus (humphead wrasse) is the source of this 4083-nucleotide messenger RNA. It is a transcript of the gene aco2, whose product is annotated as aconitase 2, mitochondrial. Gene Ontology annotation, cellular component: mitochondrion; cytosol. Gene Ontology annotation, molecular function: 4 iron, 4 sulfur cluster binding; aconitate hydratase activity. The transcript is spliced from 17 exons. The coding region runs from base 54 to 2402 and encodes 782 amino acids. Gene Ontology annotation, biological process: tricarboxylic acid cycle. The record is from RefSeq and is a predicted model, not a curated record. Lineage: Eukaryota; Metazoa; Chordata; Actinopteri; Labriformes; Labridae.